UCGAUCUCAAAAAAAAAAAAAAAUCCAAAAUUCUCCCAUGUCCUUGCCCUUUCCUUUACAGCCAAGCUCCCCAAAAGAGUAGUCUACAAAUCCUGCCCAUUUGCACCUUCCCAUCCAUUGUUCUCUGCAAUCUAGCUCACAGCCUGUGACUGCAAUGAAAUUGCUUUUUCUAAUGCCAUUAAUGAACCAAUUGCCAAAUUGGACUCUUCCUAUUCUUGAUACCACUUGUUCUUUCUGUUGUACUUUAAUCUGUUGACGUCUUUUUCUAGAGAAAGUCUUGCCUUCCUCCUGCUCUUUGGUUACUUCUCAGUCUUCUUUUCAGAUUCUUCCAGCGUUGUCCACCAUUUAAAUGUUGAUGUUCCUCAGCCUUCUGUCCUUGUCCUUAUGUUUUCACAGUAUAUGGUCUUCUUGGGUGGCUUCAAUUCACAUCCUUAUUGCUGAGCUCCACAUCCAUAUGGUCACUUAAUUACUGGUUACUAUUCCUUGGACAUUCUACAGACAAAGUAAACAUAUCCAAAGAACUCAAUCUUCACUGCUCACUGGUGCCUUCUCCUUUAUUCUCUGUCUUGGUGAGUAGCACCAUUGUCCACCUAGAUAAUGAAAAUUGUCCCCAAACCUUCUCUUCUUCUGCUGCACUGUCACCCUAUCCUUUUGUUUCUGUUCUAUCUCUCCAAUGUGCUUCCUCUGUUUAAGCCUUAGUGCCCCUGCCUUCAUUCAGGCCCGCAUCAUAUCUCUUAUCUGGAGUUUACAACACCUUCCUUUGUUCACUCUGCCUGCCUUCUAACCCUCCUCCAAUCUCUGUAUCCUUCACAUCUCCACCAGGUUAGUAUUCCAAAAACAUGACUUCCAUUCUUUUACUUACUUGAUCAAAAAGUUCAAUAGCUCCUUAUGACCAACAGAAUAUAGCCCACUUGCCUUUCCAACCUUACCUCAGCCUCUCCCUUACACAAGCUUUCUACUGCAGCCAUGUUUGGUAUAUCCCAUCUGCAUUUUUGCCUUUGCUCAUGCUGUUUCCCAUCCCGGAGUGCCUAUCCUCUUCCUGACCAUGUGUCCUGAAUCUUCCUCAACCUUUAAGGUCCACCUUAUAUUCUGUUUCUUCCCAGAACACUUCAGUCUACAAGGAUAACAACCAACAUUUUCAGAGCACUUGGCAGUUUACAAAAUGCAUCUGCCUGAAGGCACAGCACUACCAGCCUCAUUUUAUGCAUGUGAAAACUGAAGCACAGAAGAAUUGGGUGACUUGUCAGACGCUGCAUAGGUGGUCAGCUACAGAGCCUGGGCGUAGCCUUUAGUCUUCUCUCUCCAGAUCUCCUGCUUUUACCUCAGUGACCAGUCCCUCUCUGACCUCACAGCAUUAUGGUCUUCAUCCCUCCAUCAACCUUAAUCACAUACUGCAUGUGACCAGUAGGAAAGGGGUCUUGAGAGUAGGAGGUGAGAUCAAAGAAGAGAUCAUCCUCUAUUUGACAUCAAAACUGGCCAGUAAGUGCACAAGAAAUGAGCUGGGUUACCUGGAACCUAACCUUGGGAAGAUGAUCUGUCAAUGCAGCUAUAUGUCUGUGUGAGACUGGAUUUUCCUCAUAUACUAUAAACAAAAGAACAUAUAACAGAUUGACUGCAGAAGCAGAGCUCAUCUUCUGUCCUGGGUGUGAACAAGUAUAUCUUACCAGGGAUGUAACUGAACAUUUUUUUCUGCAGUGUGUUCCUACUGAGCAACCCAAGAUGGCCAGGAACUGCUCCGAGUGCAAGGAGAAGAGGGCAGCACAUAUCCUCUGCACCUACUGCAAUCGCUGGCUAUGCAGCUCUUGCACAGAGGAACACCGACACAGCCCUGUCUCUGGGGGCCCGUUCUUUCCUCGGGCCCAGAAGGGAUCUCUAGGAGUGAAUAGUGGUCCCGGAGACUUCACCUUGUAUUGUCCUCUACACACACAGGAAGUACUCAAGCUAUUCUGCGAGACAUGUGAUAUGCUCACUUGCCAUAGCUGCCUGAUGGUGGAACACAAAGAACACAGGUGCAGACAUGUUGAAGAAGUUUUGCAAAACCAGAGGAUGCUUCUGGAAAGUGUGACUACACAGGUGGCACAUAAGAAAUCCAGUCUACAGACAUCUGCAAAGCAAAUUGAGGACAGGAUUUUUGAAGUGAAGCAUCAGCAUAGGAAGGUGGAAAACCAGAUCAAAAUGGCCAAGAUGGUUCUGAUGAAUGAGCUGAACAAACAGGCCAAUGGGCUAAUAGAGGAAUUAGAGGGGAUUACUAAUGAGAGAAAGCGGAAGCUGGAACAGCAGUUACAGAGCAUCAUGGUUCUCAACCGUCAGUUUGAGCAUGUGCAGAAUUUCAUCAACUGGGCUGUCUGCAGCAAAACCAGUGUCCCUUUUCUUUUCAGCAAAGAGCUGAUUGUGUUUCAGAUGCAGCGAUUGCUGGAGACAAGUUGUAACACAGAUCCUGGCUCCCCUUGGAGUAUCAGAUUCACCUGGGAGCCUAACUUCUGGACCAAGCAGCUAGCUUCUCUUGGCUGCAUAACUACUGAAGGUGGACAACUGUCCCGGGCAGAUGCUCCUGCUUAUGGAGGCUUACAGGGGCCAUCACCCUUUUAUCAAAGCCACCAGUCUCCAGUGGCUCAGCAAGAGGCUCUUAGCCACCCCUCUCACAAGUUCCAGUCUCCAGCAGUGUGCUCCUCAUCUGUGUGCUGCUCCCACUGCUCCCCAGUCUCGCCUUCCCUCAAAGGCCAGGUGCCCCCACCCAGCAUGCACCCAGCCCACAACUUUAGGCAACCCUCUGAGAUGGUGCCCCAGCAGCUGGGGUCUCUGCAGUGCUCUGCCCUGCUGCCCAGGGAGAAAGAGCUGGCCUGCAGCCCUCAUCCACCAAAGCUGCUGCAGCCCUGGCUGGAAAUCCAGCCCCCUGUGGAGCAGGAGAGCACAUCCCAGCGGCUGGGGCAGCAGCUGACUUCCCAGCCCGUGUGCAUUGUCCCCCCACAGGAUGUUCAGCAAGGAACCCAUGCCCAGCCCACCUUACAGACACCCUCUAUCCAAGUCCAGUUUGGCCACAACCAGAAGCUGAAGCUCAGUCACUUUCAGCAGCAGCCACAGCAGCAGCUACCACCUCCACCACCUCCCCUCCCCGCUCCCCCACAGCAGCCACACCCACCUCUACCUCCAUCCCAGCAUCUGGCUUCUAGUCAGCACGAGAGCCCUCCUGGGCCUGCCUGUUCUCAGAAUGUGGACAUAAUGCAUCACAAGUUUGAGCUGGAGGAAAUGCAGAAGGACUUGGAGCUUCUUCUCCAGGCUCAACAGCCCAGCUUGCAACUGAGUCAGACCAAAUCUCCUCAGCAUCUUCAGCAAACCAUUGUGGGGCAGAUCAACUAUAUCGUGAGGCAGCCAGCACCUGUUCAGUCCCAGAGCCAGGAGGAGACCCUGCAGGGUACAGAUGAGCCCCCAGCAUCUGAGGGCUCAAAGCGGGCUCUCUCUCUUGACAAGAAUACUGCCGCUGCCUUGCCCCAGGCGUCUGGGGAAGAAACCCCUCUUGGUGUCCCCCCAGUGGACAGCACCAUCCAGCACUCCUCUCCAAAUGUGGUGAGAAAGCACUCUACCUCGGUGAGCAUCAUGGGCUUUUCCAACACUCUGGAGAUGGAGUUGUCAUCUACCAGGUUGGAGAGGCCCCUAGAGCCACAGAUCCAGAGUGUGAGCAGCCUGACAUCUGGCGCCCCCCUGGCAGUACCAAGCCUGCUGAGUGCUUCCCCCAAAACGGUGUCCAGCCUGACAAGUGUUCAAAACCAGGCCAUGCCCAGCCUGACAACCAGUCACCUACAGACUGUGCCCAGUCUUGUGCGUAGUACAUUCCAGUCCAUGCCCAACCUGAUGAGUGACUCUUCUCAGGCUAUGGCAAGCCUGGCAAAUGAUCACCCUCAGGCUGGGCCCAGCCUAAUGUCUGGUCACACCCAAGCUGUGCCAAGUCUGGCAACUUGUCCUCUGCAGAGCAUUCCUCCAGUUUCUGACAUGCAGCCAGAAACUGGGUCCAGCUCCAGUUCUGGCCGAACUUCAGGGAGCCUGUGCCCCGGAGAUGGGGCUGAUCCCUCCCUGGGGAAUGCUCUGUGUAAGAUGGAAAGUGAGGAUUCCACUUGCUUCACUGACUCACUGGGGCAAGGUUCCAUAGCCCCUGGUCUGGAUGCUUCCAAGGACUUGACUAUCCCCUCAGAACUGGAGGAGCCAAUUAACCUCUCUGUGAAGAAACCACCACUGGCACCAGUGGUCAGCACAUCUACAGCUCUGCAGCAGUACCGGAACCCAAAAGAGUGUGAGAAUUUUGAACAAGGAGCCCUAGAGCUGGAUGCAAAGGAGAACAAGAGCAUCAGAGCCUUCAACAGCGAGCAUAAGAUUCCCUAUGUGCGACUGGAGCGACUCAAGAUCUGUGCUGCCUCCUCAGGAGAGAUGCCUGUGUUCAAGCUGAAGCCACAGAAGAAUGAUCAGGAUGGAAGCUUCCUGCUGAUCAUCGAGUGUGGUACUGAGUCCUCCAGCAUGUCCAUUAAGGUCAGCCAGGACAGACUGUCUGAGGCCACCCAGGCUCCAGGUCUGGGGGGAAGAAAGGUCACUGUCACUUCUCUGGCUGGGCAGCGGCCAUCAGAAGUGGAGGGCACAUCUCCUGAAGAACACAGACUCAUUCCUCGAACCCCAGGAGCCAAGAAGGGCCCCCCAGCUCCAAUAGAGAAUGAGGACUUCUGUGCUGUUUGCCUCAAUGGCGGAGAGUUGCUGUGCUGUGACCAUUGCCCCAAAGUGUUCCACCUAUCCUGCCAUGUACCAGCCUUGCUCAGCUUCCCAGGGGGAGAGUGGGUGUGUACCUUGUGCCGCAGCCUGACCCAGCCCGAGAUGGAGUACGACUGUGAGAAUGCCCGCUAUAACCAGCCUGGAAUGCGGGCAUCUCCUGGCCUAAGCAUGUAUGACCAGAAGAAGUGUGAGAAGCUGGUAUUGUCCUUGUGCUGCAAUAACCUCAGCCUGCCCUUCCAUGAACCUGUCAGCCCCCUGGCCCGGCAUUAUUACCAGAUUAUCAAGAGGCCCAUGGACCUGUCAAUCAUCCGGAGGAAGCUGCAAAAGAAGGACCCGGCUCACUAUACCACCCCAGAGGAGGUGGUAUCAGAUGUGCGCCUCAUGUUCUGGAACUGUGCUAAGUUCAAUUAUCCUGACUCUGAGGUUGCAGAGGCUGGCCGCUGCCUGGAAGUGUUCUUUGAGGGCUGGUUGAAGGAGAUCUACCCGGAGAAACGGUUUGCUCAGCCAAGGCAGGAGGACUCAGACUCUGAGGAGGUGUCUAGUGAGAGCGGAUGUUCCACUCCCCAGGGCUUCCCGUGGCCUCCCUACGUGCAGGAGGGCAUCCAACCCAAGAGGCGGCGACGACAUAUGGAGAAUGAAAGAGCAAAGAGAAUGUCAUUUCGCCUGGCCAACAGCAUCUCUCAGGUGUGACAGCCAAAAGGAGACUGGGCACUCUGGCAGCUGUUGUCCCAUCCUGUUGACCAUUCCUCCCCAUCUCGCAGUUUAUCCUCUUCAGAAUGUGGAUGGUAGAUGAGUCUCAUUGAACUGUAUAGUGCUCUUCUUUGCCAUUUGCAUCUACAGCAUUUGUUUGGGAGCCAUAGUGCAUCCACUACAGAGAAGAUUUCAGUAAUAAACAGGAAAGAGGAGGGUAUUUAUUAUUACCAGAGUAAUCAGAUGUAUAGGCUGCACUUGACAGGACCACACCUGGUUAGGCUUGGGAGGACCUACUUUCCUUAGUGAAUUUUUUUCUGCCUAGGAAAGCAGACCUGUCUCACCUUUUAGUGUCCAGGGCUCAGGAGCCAUGUAUAUAUCUGAACUCCUCCUGGGCUCAGAAGUGGGUAAAAGAAGGGAGAGAGGUUUAGACAUAUGGUAGGACUGUGAUCCCUGGCCCAGCACAGCCAAAGACUAUCACUGUUUGCCUUUGCUUGUCCUGUCUGGACAGAGGCACCUGCCAUGUGCACACUAGUGGAGGCUUCUAGAGGCCGUAGGUCUCAAUUUGUGCCUAUUUGGGUUCUAAUGGUUUUCAGGGUAUUUGUUUUGCAUACUCACUUUCCUGAUGUUGACUUAGGUGGCUGCUGUGAAAAUGCUGUGGAUGGUAUGACAUUCUUGAUUGAGCUGGGUGGCUCUGCAGAGACCACUUACAACUUCUGGUUCAGACUUCACUUACGGACUUAGAAAGAUGUCCACUUGAGAGCCCGCCCUCUGUGCUACUUACUCUGGGCUAAUUGCACUUCUUUAGGGUGAGAACCCGCCUUCCUAGAAGUGACUGUUGGUGCUUCUCAGUGGCCAUACCCUUUAUCAUCCUCAUUCAGAGGUCUGGAUCUUGAGUUCUGCUUGUAAAUACUGUGAGGCAGCUGCUGUCUGCUUCAGGUCCAGAGUUCCAUGGGUGGAGAGAAUAACCCACAACCAGCUCACUCCUCUGCGCCUCUCCUCCUGCUUAGAGAUUCUAGUUCUCAACCUCUCCAAGUUCAUAAGCCAAAGAUCAGAAGUGAGUCUUCUGACUACCCCACCUCGAGGCUGUCUACAUCCCCCCAAAAGCCAACACUUUACUGGCAGCCCUUUUUGUUGGAGGUUAAAGAAGGCCUCAGGGACCAACAGGGGCUAGAUCUAGACAUUCCUGGGGGAAGUUUGUCUAAGGUGGACAGGGGGAAAAAUCAAGAGGCAAAAAGCCAGUGUGCUUUGGUGACCAUGAAGCAACCUCAGAGCCUUAGUUCUCCUGGAAUGCAGAGAGAAGCAUUCUGGAAGCCAUGGGAACAGGCACUCAAGGCUGCAUCCUGAAUGGAUCUGCAUGGUCCUCGCAGGGUGUUUGUGAGGAUACUGGAGGUCAGGCUACCUCCCAAGCAAGGGCUUGGUUGAGAGGGAACCCAUUGCUCAUAUUGUUGGGAGUUAUGAACCUGAUAUGUCAGUGGCCAGGACUGAGAUGGCUCUCCCUGGUCCUGUCAUUGCAUGGCUAAUUUCAGGGGAGUCUAAAGUCAUGGAUUUGUUUCUGCUAAGAGAUGAAGUUCAAGGAUGUUCUUGUUUGCAGGGCCUUCACUAAUGAGCAAUUUUUUUGAAAAUUAGAAAACAUUUCUUCUCUCUUUGUGAGUUGAUGGUAUUGCUCAUUUCCUUCUCUACCCAACCUCAGAGAUCAUCUUCACUUUAAAGCAAACCAUGCCCCUUGGCUUGCCACUCUUUCAGCAGCACAUGCCACGUUCUCCUAAGCAGAUGGGCUUCCGUGAUCCCGUUUUCUAGUUUGGGGUAACUAAGUCUUCAAUGCUUUACUAGUCCGGCAGUCUUUGGACUUAGGCUUCUGCCCUUUGAGACUCACAUGACUUUCUGGUUUGGGAUCUGGUCAAUUCCCUUUAAAUUUUCGAAUCUUCUUCUAUGUUCAGUUGGCUUGGCAAAGUACCCUCUGUUCUCGUGUCACUAAUUCCUGCUCUAGGUCGUCUUUCCUUUGUGCAGCCCACAUUCCCACCAUCCCUGUGAGCUUUGUUGUACUUGGUGUUGGGCAGCCGGUGAGUGUUGUGACAGGCUCAGACUUGAUCCUUCCUCAGGACCAACUGGAGACCACAAAUUUAAAGCAGAAAUGCCUGUUAAAAACUUGGCUUUCCUUAUAUCAGUGAGGCUUCCAGCUUGGAUGUGGCCUCUUGGGCUCAAGGAUCAGCUUGCUGGGCCAGGGGCAUCUUAGUAAUGUGCUGGAGAGACACAUGCUCCCUUCUCAUCAUAGAGAGCCUGCAUGCUGAGAGGCUCCCUUGAGACACCUGCCUCUCCCUGGCUUUUCCCUUAGACCUAGCCACCAGAGUUUUGAGUCACGGUUUUGUUUUGUUUUUUCAUGAAAAACCAGAACAUGACUUAGAAAUUAGAAAAGAAAAGAAAAAAAAAAAAUCCUGCUAGCCAA
Molecule: messenger RNA, 7888 nt
Organism: Macaca mulatta (Rhesus monkey)
Lineage: Eukaryota; Metazoa; Chordata; Mammalia; Primates; Cercopithecidae
Source: RefSeq, a predicted model, not a curated record